AUGUCUACCUCACCUCUUGCUUCUGACUUCAUUGUCAGCCUCCCUUCGGAGGUAUUAUUGACCAUCUUUGGAGCUCAAGAGAGCUUCCGCGACAUGUCUUCGUUGUUCAGAAGUUGCAAAAGCCUCUACGCUCUUUGGCAAACACGAGCCAGUUCGAUCAGCAAGCCCCUACUCGUCCGCCAAACCACUUGCUACGAGGAAGUAGAAGCCUUGAUCAUGGCAAACGAAGCAGCAAAGCUCACUACCAAACCUCGAAACUCUGUCAUCCUGGUGAAUCCACCUCAGGAAGAGAAACUGGGAAUAACCCUCAAUAGAAUUACCCUGAGUCGACAAAUCGCAGGACAAGCAAGAUAUCUAUGCGAAAUCAUUGAGAGCAGGUAUCUCCAACAAAAAUACAACUGCCACGAUGCGAGAUGUCGAGCUCGUCCAUCCACACUUCCACAACAAGAACGAGACGACGUCACCCGAGCACACCAUUUCAUCAAGCUCUACACACUCACAUACGCACACAAAGGACUUGCAGACCUACACGAUAGCUGCAGGACCAAGCUGGAAGCAAUGAGCGAUGCCAACAAACACUUUCUGUUCCAGCUUACGAGGAUCAUGCAUGAUUAUGCCUUGCCUUGGGAUAAGAUGAGACUGGAUCUGUGCUCGUGGUCACUGUGUCCCGUUGUCAAAUCGGAAGACUCUGGAUGUUCUGUUACCUGGGCGGACAAGUUCAAGGCACUUCAGGAGGCUACGCGUGUGCAAGUGAUGACUUGCGGAGACUGUAUCUAUGAUGAUACAGCACGGUUUAGCAGGAUUGGCCAGUAA
This is a messenger RNA of Aureobasidium uvarum, 813 nucleotides long. The record is from the annotation of a GenBank genome assembly. NCBI's taxonomy places the organism in Eukaryota, Fungi, Ascomycota, Dothideomycetes, Dothideales, Saccotheciaceae.